This is a messenger RNA of Boeremia exigua, 1223 nucleotides long. RefSeq names its product fido domain-containing protein. Bases 192 to 1223 code for a protein of 343 amino acids. The transcript has a single exon. The record is from RefSeq and is a predicted model, not a curated record. NCBI's taxonomy places the organism in Eukaryota, Fungi, Ascomycota, Dothideomycetes, Pleosporales, Didymellaceae.
GGGUGUUGAGCCAGGCAGUUGUCAUGUCUGAACCAUGGUACCUGCCGCGACGCGGACUCACUGCGUCUCUUUAACUCUUCAACGUUUCAGUAUCGUACGCACCGUAACACCGUAACACCGUAACACCGGCUGUUCGACAUGGUAAAUUCAAAUCCCUCACUCGGCACUUCUUUCAAGAAAUUCGCAGCACCAUGGCAUCCUGGACAAAAGCCCAACUCGCCCUCCGCAAUGCCCACAUCUCCAGAUUCUACACCCCCUACUUCGGACAUCUGGUCCCUGGCACCCCGCAGUACAAUGAACUCGCUCGAAGUGGAUUAGUUUGGGACAAAAUCUACAAGCUUCGGGAUCUUGCGCCCUGGAAAGCAGCUGAACAUAAAUUGUCACCACAGCUGAAAGAAAUUGAUCUAAUCCGCCAGGAUCGCAACUUGAGAAUGCGGACCAAGUUUCCUCAGCUAGCGCAAGAUUCUUUUCCCACCCUUGGUCUCAACUACGCCGACUUUGCCUCCAAAAGCUGUGAAGUUGAACACAAUCAUCUCACAGACUCCGAUGCAUCGAACAUGCAACAGCUACUUCCAACGAUUCCCCUCGAUGGGAGUCCUAUAUUAGCCGCACUUCGCAUGAAACUCCCUUCUGCUGAGAGUCUGGCAGCAUCACUUCAAAUUCCUUCUAGUAGAUGUCAAGACAUACUGGAACUCUGGAACCAGUUGAUCGCGCUCCAAGCGGUUUUGUCCCCAAAACACUUCGGCCGAGUCGAGACAAAUCAAUCUUUGCUCGAAGAUGUCAAAAUCCUAUCUCAGCUGUUGCUUCGAGACACUACACUUGACAAAGCUGGACUGUCAUCCGGAAAGUAUCGCUCAGCACCAAUUCAAGUCAAGUCGGAUCUGUACGCCAUUUUCCCUUACCCAGCGGAAGUCCCGGCAAACAUGCAGUUCUGGAGUGAAUGGAGCACGAAAUGCAACGACGAUCAACUUGUUCAUCCUCUCUUAAAGGCCAUUUGGAUGAUGCUCUACUUUGUCAGUGUGCAUCCGUUCCAAGAUGGUAAUGGAAGGCUUUCUCGCACGAUCAUGGCAGCACGUAUGGCUAGGAACGGGUUUGCCCCGGUCAUUUGCUCCCCGGAACUGGAACGGGCUGAGUACAUUGCCAUGAUCCAAGCUGCACAUGUUGGAAAUCCCGAAGCGCUUUGUAAGGAGGUCGUAUACUCUGAGCUUGCAAGAUUACUAUGA